This is a messenger RNA of Amphibalanus amphitrite, 6797 nucleotides long. RefSeq names its product receptor-type tyrosine-protein phosphatase S-like. Gene Ontology annotation, biological process: protein dephosphorylation. Gene Ontology annotation, molecular function: protein tyrosine phosphatase activity; protein binding. Bases 168 to 6029 code for a protein of 1953 amino acids. The record is from RefSeq and is a predicted model, not a curated record. The transcript has 37 exons. NCBI's taxonomy places the organism in Eukaryota, Metazoa, Arthropoda, Thecostraca, Balanomorpha, Balanidae.
AGUGCCGACUUUGGCAGUGAGGAGCCGGCCGGCCGGCCGUCUGUCCCGGCCCCAGGGCGGAGUGACCCGCAACUCGAGAGAGUCACUAACUACUGACUCCACGCCUCGAGGCGGAGCGACCCCGUGCACCGAGCCAGGACGGCCAGGCCCGCCCUGUGCCCGUGGCAAUGGGCGGGACCUCGCCUCCGAUGGCCACAGCCCUGUCUCGGGCCAGGCCACUGCUGCUGCUUCUUCUGAUAUUCGCCUGGACGGAUACCGGACAAUGUCAGCGGACAAUAAGAAUCAUUCAGGACAGGUCAUCAUGUCAGCUGACACCUCCUGAAUGGAACACAACGAUCACCACCGGCACCGAAAUCAGGGCCACAUGUGACAGACAGUGCACAAGUGAUGCAGUGGAAAGGAAUCAAAACUCCUUGGAAAGAAGUGUUCGAGGAACAUAUGUCUACAGCCUGGACUCUGACCUGUGUCUGGCCGCGAUCCACGACGCUCGCCUGGCUUACCCGUCCCGAUGGAGCCAAGAGUCCGCCAGAGUCCGUCUCAGAGUACUGCGGCACCAGGGUCCGUUCGUCCCCAGCUUCCGGCGCGGCAUCAUCACACCACGUCCGAAAAAAGUGACCAAUGAAACGACAUUGGGAGUAGAGUUCACCAGCAGCAAAGUCUCCGAGCCUGUUCCGGAGAUAACUGUGGUCUUCGACACCUUCCGGUUCCGUGAGAGAGACCCACAGCAAACAGUACAGUGCCACGUUCCGAUGUCAGUGAAUUCGUCCGACUUCCAACUGUUCAGACUUACCGGGUCUGUAAUAACUUCAAUGGAAAAAAGGAAACAUGAAAAUGAAUCUCAAAGCAGUUUUCGAGAGGCUCCGGUGACAUCCGGCCUCAGGGUGCUAUGCUCCAUACAAGAUAAACUCUACUCGGAUGUAACCGCUUUCAGCUACAUUCAGAACCCCUUCUACUUGCCUACUCGUCUCACGUAUCGUGCCAGUCGUGGUGACGGAAUGGAUAUCAGAGUGGACUCCACAGUAAUUUCAAACGUCGUUUGGUAUAAGGACGGAAGCCGAACCCAAAGGAUCACCCAGAAGUCACGCAGCCCCGGCAGCUACAUGAUUGAGAACGCCGAACCAGCAGACUCUGGAGUUUAUGAAGCGCGGAAUGGAGGAUCCGAUAUCGGCAGAUCUUCGUUCUCCGUUAUUGUGAGAGGCUGCCCGGCGGGCCGGUUUGGGCCCGAAUGUCGGGACCGCUGUCCCUACUGUCUUCACGGCGGCCAGUGCCACGACGUGACCGGUCAGUGCGUCUGCCCGCCCGGCUUCUACGGCGACCGCUGCCAGAUCAGCUGUGACAGAGGCCGGUUCGGGGACAGCUGUUCGUCGCUGUGCUUCGGGUCGGAUGGUGGCUGCAGCAAACAACUGCUGUGUGUGCCAGAGCCAUACGGCUGCGGGUGCGCGGCCGGCUACAAGGAUACCUUCUGUAGCAAGCCCUGUGACAGGGGAACGUACGGGCCCGACUGCAACUCGCGCUGUGGCCGGUGUCGAGAAGGCAGCAGCUGCGACGGCGCCAGUGGCAAGUGUGAGAGCGGCUGUGAGGACGGCUUCGAGCCGCCGCUUUGUCUAGACUAUGCGGCCAACUGCAUACCCAACCUUGCCGUUCCAGUGCCGCCGUGGUUCCGCGACCCACCGGCGCUGGUGAAUGUCGGCUUUAUCGACCUCAGCAUCACCCACGCGGUGUGGAGGGAGGACUACGAUAACGGGUACGGUACCGGCGCCUACAGCUACACCAUCCAGUACCGCAGGAGCGACGGCAGCGCGGCGGUCUGGACGAACGGCCAGACGGAGUGGCGGUCCCCGGCUACCGGUAACGUUACCCUGACAGCCAGUGGGCUCAAAGCCGAGACGGCGUACCAGGUCAGGAUGGUGAUCACGGAUGUACAACGCGGCACCAGCACCAACGACACCAAGGUGCUCACCGUCAGCGUCACCACCGACUGUCAAAAGCCAGGCAAGAUCAGUACACCAACUGCCACAGACGUCACCAGCAUUUCGGCCAGCAUAAUUAUCGAGCGUCUGAGCAAUGCAGAGGAGGCGUGUGCAUACGAGCUACAAUGGACGCUCAGCUCUGGGCCGGCGGAAGUGAAUCGUGGUAGCGUCCGUCCUGGAGGCGGCAUUAGGGAGACGGUACGGCUAGACAGACUGUACCCCUUCACCAGCUACACCCUUGUGGCGGUGGCGGAAAACAGAAAGGGAACAAGUUCCACGUCUUCAGUGACUUUUCAGACAAAUGAAGCCCCUCCGUCCCAAGUGCUGGACCUGGAAGUAAAGCCAGGUGUAUCUGGAAACCACGUCGCCACCUGGAAAGAACCGAAAUGGCCCAAUGGACGAAUCCGGCAAUACACUUUGAUACUGACGCACUUACAAUAUAAGGCAUGUCCUGAACAAAGCAAGAAAGCGGUUGAUGAGGAAUUCACUCAGAAUGUCACCGGUACAACCGCCCAGCUUCCAGCUCGAGUGCCGUUCUCGCGCUAUGUCGUGACGGUGUCUGCCGUCACCAUAGCCCCAGGAAGGUCGUUAGACGUGCGUUUCGAGAGUUCGCCCCAAGCUCCAUCCAAGGGCCCAUCCGGUGUAAGAGCAGUCAAUGCAGACGAGACCAGCGUCAAUGUACGCUGGAGCUUUCCGGACUGCACAGCAUGGAAUGACUAUUACGCCAAUAUCAGGGUUAACGUCCUCGUACUAGGUGCAAGUGCAUGGAACAUGAAUACAAGGUAUGAUAAGGUCGGCAAAACGUCACAAACUGAAAUCGAAAUCAUCGAGCUUACACCAUACUCCAACUACUUUGCUCAAGUUUCGAUGAACAACAGCGUUGGUGUCUCGCCAGAUCCGCAGACGACACGCUUCUCUACACGACAGAGCAGUUACGGUCCGGAUCGGCCAGCCAAUUUCACCGUGCUCACCGUAACGUCCACCAGCCUCACGGUCGGGUGGGACAGGCCGUCGCCGCCGCUCUGCCGAAUCACCGAGUACCGGGUCCGGUGUCACGGUGACGGCUGCCCCGCUCUGCUGACGGUGCCCGCCGACGGGCCCGGCUGCCGGACAGCCCACCUCGGACGUCAGUGCGGCGCCACAGUGACCGGGCUGAAGGAGGUCACUUCAUACACUCUGGAGGUUUCUGCAUUCUGCGCUGACGUAAGAAGGGAAGGUUCUCCGUCGUCUGUGAUUGGAAGAACACAAGAAGGAAGUGAAAGAGACACGUUCCUGUGCCACAUUUCCCAUCACAUAACAGCUCCCAAGUCUCGUUUGAGCAUCGGGCCCGGGCCGCCGGGCGACGUGAGACAGCAGGGUCUGCAGCUGACCGAGCUCCACGUUUUCUGGACUACGCCCGUGCAGAGGAACGGACGCAUCCUGCGCUAUCAGGUGAACGUCUCGGAGUCAGAGGACGGCACUCCCCUCCAGAGCCACGAGAUCAAGAUCGGCCGCGACGACGAACAAGCACGCCACCACAGCCUGCUGGUGGAGGGCCUGGAGGCGGGUCACCGCUACCUGGUCCGGGUGGCCGCCAGCACGGCCGUCGGACAGGGCAACAGCGCCGCCGCCUGGCUGGAGACGCGCGUGCCGCCGCCGCAGCUGCCGGCCUCGCCCGAGGUGCGGCAUGACCUGGUGACGGACAGCACGGUGCAGCUGCGGCUGCCGUCGGCCGCCGGCGCCGGCGGGCCGCCCGUCUCGCGCUACUACGUCAUCGUCUCGGAAAACCUGGAUCUGGACGGCGCAGCGGUGGAGGCGUACCCUGCCGACGACCUGCCCAACGCCGAGGAGGCCAGUCGCAGGGGCAUCAGCUUCUACGUGGCCGCUGUGGCUGAUCCGGAGCACGUGGAUACAAACGGGACGUUCGUUAUUGGCGAUGGAAAGUACUACAACACUUCUGAGAAGUCCUAUUACAACCAACCUCUGAAGACCGACCAUACCUACCGGAUCGGCAUGGCGGCGCUAUCCAGGCUGUCAGCCGACAACAUGGGACUCAGUUUUAGAGCCGUGGACGAGCCUAUCACCGUCCGAGCUCCAAAUGCGACCGGUACUAUACUGGGCAGUCUUUUCGGUAUCAUGCUGAUUCUGCUCAUCGUGAUCGGGGCUUUGGCAUUCAGAAGGUCCCUGCUGGCUCAAAAGGCAGCCACCGUUAACAAUCACGAGGAAGGAAGCCCUUCACAAGUGCCAAUGGAAGAGCUCCACUCCAAUCCGGGUGGAGAGGAAUGCAACGAGGACCACCUCUACGAAUGCAUCACGGAUCCGGAUGGAGAGGAGGGAGACGAGAAUUACACCUACGAAUAUAUGGCGCCGCAGUUCCUGAACAAGUCGCGGGUUCGCUUGUCGGAGCUGGUGGCAGUCGCUCGGAACACGGAUCUGCUACAGUCGCAGUUCGCAAGCCUGCCGCUGGGUCUAACACAGCCCUGCCUCUACGGCAGUCUGCCGCAGAACCGGGCCAAGAACAGAUACUGCAACCUGCUGCCGUACGACAGCAGCCGUGUGAAACUGAAAAAACUGGAAGCGAAUGAGUUCUCAGAUUACAUCAACGCCAAUUUCGUCGACGGCUACGAACGGCCAGGAGCGUAUAUCGCCACGCAGGGACCCAAGCCGGAGACCAUUUUCGAUUUCUGGCGGAUGCUCUGGGAAAAGAAGGUGGCCAGAGUGGUAAUGCUCACCAACCUUGUGGAGGGAGACAAGAAGAAAUGCGACCUCUACUGGCCGGAGGAGAGGCCGCUACUGCUUCUGAACCUGAAGGUGGAGAAGGAGAGCAGUCGCAUGUCCAACGACUACACCGUGCGGACGUUCGUCAUGGUCCGAGGCCGGGAGAGGAGAACGGUGACUCAGCUGCACUACACCGCCUGGCCGGACCACAGCGUGCCCCUCUAUCCGUCCUCGCUGGCCCGCUUCAUCCGCGAGCUGGACGCCGUUCCCGACGGAGAAGGACCCACGGUCGUCCACUGCAGCGCUGGCGUGGCACAAACCGGCACGAUGAUUCUGAUCGACGCUCUGCAUAAGAUGGGCCGCUGCGAGCAGGCGGUGGACGUGUACCGGCAGCUGACGGUGGUGCGCCAGCAGCGGGCCAACCUGUGCGCCAGCCUGGCCCAGUACCAGCUGGUGCACCAGGUUCUCGUCGAGCUGCUCGUGUCGCCGUCGGCGUCAGUGCCGGCCGCCCAGCUGGCCGUCCGGCUGCCGCAGCUCAAAUCGGUGGCAGACGGUCCGUCUCAGCUGGAGCAGCAGCUCAGCUUCCUGGCAUCCAACCCGCCGCCGGCCUCGUACGCCAGUGCACGCGCCGAGAACCUCGAGGGCAAGAACCGCUCGCCGGAAAUUCUGCCAGAGGACAAGAGUCGCGUCUUCCUCCAUAGCUGCGGUCUGCGCGACAACUACGUCAACGCUGUCUUUGUGCAAGGCUUCAAGAAGCCGGACGCGUUCAUUGCCACGGAGGCGCCUCUGCCGAAGCGACGCCACGUCUUCUGGAACAUGGUGGUGGAGAAGCAGUCGCAGACGGUGGUGGUCAUGAACGAUCUGGAGCCUGAUGACGUAUUUUGGCCGACCACGGAGGAGCCUAUCACGUUCGGUACCGUUGUGAUUCAGCUGAGGAGCCGAAUUGUCGAGCCAGUGGAGACGCUCGACCUCACCCUGAACGUCUAUGUCAACGGAAAGAUGGAGACCUCCCAGGAGGUGCGUCUGUUCCUUCUGCCGUUCGGUGACCCGGCCGGAAGUCUGCCCUCGGCUGAACAGCUGGUGGUCCUGCACUCCGCCUACGAGCGGUCUCUGCCACACAGCUACGGAGGCGUCACCACCGUGGUCUGUAGGACCGGUGUGACCGGCUGCGGCCUGUUCAUCGCCUCCUCGUUCGUCAUGGACCAGCUGGCGGAGGAGCAGGAGAUUGACGUGGCGAUGGCCGUCUCCACGGUGCGCAAGAGCCGGCCGCAGUUCAUCAGGACGCUGAAACAGUACGAACUCUGCUACGACGCGGCUCUGGCGUGGCUGAAGACCUUCGACAUGUACUCAAACUUCCAGUAAAUCUGCCGUCGAUCGUUAAGGUGUCACGUGACGGGCUCUAUUUCUUGAGCGAGAGCAAUUCUUCACAUGUUGUAGAUGGUUAGAGAUAUUGUGCUAUACUGAAACUACGGUCGGCAGUUUCCAUACACCUUGGGGCUGACUCAGCGGGGAGUUGGACAUUCGUGCUGCCUGUUGGGUUUACUAAAAACGCCUUUAGCUAGUCUGCCUUAGUGAUGUAUGUAAAAAUCGAUGUGGUUAUUCCCUUAGACGUGGCGAAGAACCGCUAACUUAGUCCGUCAUUGUGACUCGUCCCUUUGGCAUAUUGGAAUAUCGUACGCCUAGUCUGCCUUAGUGAUGUGACUUACUUAGUGGGAUCAUAUCAGACUGUUUCACCUUGUCGUUUUCAGUGACGGCAGUUACGCCCCUAAGUGACCUGUUACGCCCUGUGACCUGGGCCAUGUCGGGUUUUGUGUAUGCCGGCUUUGUUGCUUAUGCCAGUGCCAUGACACUUGUCAGUUCUGUCUUUUUUAGCCUUGGCUGAUGCAGUCAUCAUUUGCGGUCAGUGCUUAUAGUGGACUUUAAGAUUUCUGGACAGUUUUUAUUUCUGAGAAGAUUUUUGCACCGUUAGACACAGUUAUCAUUAGGUUAUGCUGCAUGUGUUUUAUUAGAUAGCUAGCAUGCUUAAUAGCUUGUUCUUAGAGUGGUAUUGUGAUACUGGUGACUGGUACUGCCUAUAGAGGCAGUAUUGGUGUUGAUAUCAACGUUUGCCUAAUAUAAUCCUCGCAUGUG